This is a messenger RNA of Cynoglossus semilaevis (tongue sole), 8900 nucleotides long. RefSeq names its product multidrug resistance-associated protein 4. The record is from RefSeq and is a predicted model, not a curated record. The coding region runs from base 208 to 4167 and encodes 1319 amino acids. Gene Ontology annotation, biological process: transmembrane transport. Gene Ontology annotation, molecular function: ABC-type transporter activity; ATP binding; ATP hydrolysis activity. The transcript has 32 exons. Gene Ontology annotation, cellular component: plasma membrane. Lineage: Eukaryota; Metazoa; Chordata; Actinopteri; Pleuronectiformes; Cynoglossidae.
CCACUUUCUUCGCUGGCAACCUGAGAUCCUACCGUUGUUGCUGUUGUCCUUUACACUGUGGGAGUCGGUGCUGUAGCUCUAGAGUUCACAAAGUGGCUCAUUUUCAGUUCGUUUUUUAUUCCUCGUUAAUAGCGACCCUGCUCGAGUCUUCGGUGAAGAAAAGAGCAGAGAAAGUGUUCAGGUCCUUGUUAAACUGCCGCCGGCACCAUGGAACCUCUGCGGAAACAGCCGAAGGAUAAUCCAUCGGCUUCGGCUAAUCUGCUCUCCACGAUUUUCUUUUGUUGGCUGAAUCCCCUGUUUAAGAUUGGAUACAAGAGGAAAUUAGAAGAAGAUGACAUGUACCAUGUUCUACCAGAGGAUGCAUCCAAGAAACUCGGGGAAGAACUACAGUGUUACUGGAAUCAUGAAGUUCGACAAGCAGCCAAAGAAAUGCGCUCACCGAAACUGUGCAAAGUAAUUUUUAAGUGCUACUGGAAGGCCUAUGCACUGAUUGGACUGUACAUCUUUGUUGAGGAAGUUAUUAAAGUCGGCCAGCCGGUGCUACUUGGGUGGCUUAUAGAAUAUUUUGAGACCUAUGAUCCAAACAACACACAAGCUAUGUAUGAGGCCUACGGUUACGCUGCUGGCAUCUCUCUGUCCACCAUCAUCUUGACUUUGCUUCAUCACCUCUACUUUUACCAUGCCCAGAGAGCAGGCAUGAAGAUCCGGGUGGCAAUGUGUCACAUGAUCUAUCAAAAGGCUUUGUCCCUCAACAAUGCUGCGUUUACCAAAACUACAACAGGGCAAAUAGUUAACCUGAUGUCCAAUGAUGUCAACAAAUUUGAUGAGGUAACCUUGUACCUGCACUUUAUGUGGAUUGGCCCCCUCCAAGCAGCCGUUGUGAUAUUAUUGUUGAUGAAUGCAAUUGGCCCAUCAUGCCUUGCAGGAAUGGCAGUUCUUCUAAUUCUGAUGCCUGUACAGACAAUGUUUGGGCGACUGUUCUCUAGACUGAGGUCUCAAACUGCAGUCUUGACAGAUGACAGAAUACGCACAAUGAACGAAGUCAUCUCUGGCAUCCGUGUCAUAAAGAUGUACGGAUGGGAAAAGCCUUUUAUUGCCUUGGUGAAUGAGAUCAGAAGAAAGGAGAUUUCCAAGAUUAUGACCAGCUCGUACCUGCGUGGCCUGAAUAUGGCAUCCUUCUUUGUGGCCAGCAAGAUUAUCAUCUUCUUCACCGUGUGUGUUUUCGUUCUGACGGGGAACACCUUGACUCCCAGCAGGAUCUUCAUGGCAGUCUCACUGUAUGGAGCAGUCAGACUCAACAUUACACUCUUCUUUCCCUUUGCCAUAGAAAAAGGCUCAGAGUGUCUUGUUAGUAUAAGAAGGAUCAAGGAGUUUCUUCAAUUGGAUGAAGUUGCUCCUCAGUGCCUUGAACUUCCUGUGAUAGAUACGAAGGCUUGCAUCAUUGAGAUUAAAGAUCUGAGGUGCUACUGGGAUAAGAGUCUGGAUACUCCAACUCUACACAACCUGUCUUUCUCAGUGAGGCCUGAACAGCUCGUGGCAGUCAUUGGACCAGUUGGUGCUGGAAAGUCUUCUCUCCUGAGUGCUAUCCUGGGAGAACUGAGUCAUGAAUGUGGCAAAAUCAAAAUAAACGGAGAGCUGACCUACACCUCCCAGCAGCCCUGGAUUUUACCUGGUACCAUUCGAAGCAACAUCCUUUUUGGGAAAGAAUUUGAUCCGCAGAAGUAUGAUAAGAUUUUGACUGUCUGUGCCCUGAAGAAGGAUCUGGAGCAGUUACCAGGCGGUGACUCAGUGAUUGUGGGGGACAGAGGGAUGAACCUGAGUGGAGGACAGAAGGCCAGGAUCAGCUUGGCCAGAUCACUGUAUCAGGAUGGAGACAUCUACCUGCUGGAUGAUCCCCUCAGUGCUGUGGAUGCAGAGGUGGGUCGCCACCUCUUUGAAGAGUGCAUUUGUGGCCUUUUGAAGAACAAGCUUCGCAUCUUGGUGACUCACCAGCUGCAGUAUCUGAAGGCUGCAGAUCAUAUAGUGGUUUUAAAAGAGGGUCAGAUGGUGGCACAGGGCACAUUCAGUGAGCUGCAGUGCUCUGGAGUUGACUUUACUUCUUUGCUCAAGGAGGAUGACCAAAAUGAAGAAAGACAAGGCACAUCUCCAGUCCCAGGGUCUGUCUCUGACUUGUCCCACGCACCUCCAGAUAACUGCUUGUCGUCCAUGUCCUCCCUGUCCUCCUCGAAAUACUCUUUGAUUGAAGGGGUGGAACCACUUGUAGUUGCAGAGGAGCAACCCGAGGAGGAAGGACGUGCGGAGGGAAACAUCGGGGUGCGUGUCUAUACCAAAUAUUUUUUGGCAGGUGCAAACGUGCUGGUACUCUUGGUUCUCGUGGUUCUGAAUGCCCUCGGACAAGUAACAUUUGUCCUACAGGACUGGUGGUUGGCUCGCUGGGCCUCUGAACAGACGAACAUCACUGUGACAGAGCACCUCAAUGGCACCUUGCCUCAGCACUCAGACCUUGACUUGUACCUGGGUGUUUACGCAGGUCUCACUGGUGCUUCAGUUGUGUUCAGCUUCCUCCGUGCUAUGCUCUUCUUUAACAUCCUGGUGACAUCAUCACAAAGGCUGCACAACAGCAUGUUCAACGCCAUCGUACGGACGCCAAUGCAGUUUUUCGACAUCAAUCCUAUAGGAAGAAUCCUCAACAGGUUUUCAAAGGACGUUGGUUACCUGGACUCCCUGCUCCCAUGGACGUAUUCGGACUUUACACAGAUUCUCCUCCAAGUCAUUGGAGUUGUUGCUGUAGCUGCAGGCGUUAUUCCUUGGAUCCUUCUCCCUAUUGUUCCACUGCUCGGUGUUUUCUUUUUUCUGAGACGCUACUUCCUGAAAACCUCGAGGGACAUCAAGCGCCUGGAGUCUACCACCAGAAGUCCCGUCUAUUCCCACCUGUCAUCGUCUCUCCAGGGCCUCAGCACAAUCCGUGCAUUUAAGGCUCAGCAGCAGUUUCAGCAGAUGUUCGAUGAGCAUCAAGAUCUUCACUCAGAAGCCUGGUUCUUAUUUCUGACCACGUCUCGUUGGUUUGCAGUGCGCCUCGAUGGAAUUUGUUCCAUCUUUGUCAGCAUCACUGCUUUUGGCUGCCUGUUCCUGAGAAACGAUUUGGAUCCAGGCUCAGUGGGCCUGGCUCUGACCUACGCUGUCACACUCACAGGCAUGUUUCAGUGGGGAGUCAGACAGAGUGCAGAGGUUGAGAACAUGAUGACAUCUGUGGAGAGGGUGGUCGAAUACGCAGAGCUGGAGAGUGAAGCACCAUGGGAGACAGACAAAAAGCCCCCACCCGACUGGCCAAAGAAUGGUUCCAUCACCUUUAACAAAGUCAACUUCUCCUACAGCGCCAAUAAGCCGUUGGUCCUGAAGAACCUGAGUGUUGCCUUCAAAGCCAGAGAAAAGGUUGGCAUCGUUGGACGCACUGGUGCCGGUAAGAGCUCCCUGAUCUCUGCUUUGUUCCGGCUGGCAGAACCUGAGGGAAAAAUAAUGAUUGAUGGUGUCCUGACCUCCACAAUUGGCUUGCACACUCUGCGCCAGAAAAUGUCUAUAAUACCACAGGACCCAGUUCUCUUCACGGGCACCAUGAGGAAGAAUCUGGACCCUUUCAGACAGCACACAGAUGAGGACCUGUGGAAUGCACUCCAAGAGGUGCAGAUGAAGGCCGUGGUCGAGGAACUGCCCAGUAAGCUGGAGACACUGCUGACCGAGUCAGGCUCAAACUUCAGCGUGGGUCAGAGGCAGCUGGUGUGUUUGGCCCGCGCCAUCCUCCGUAAAAACCGCAUCCUCAUUAUUGAUGAGGCCACAGCCAAUGUGGACCCAAGAACUGACAGCCUCAUCCAGGAGACUAUCCGGGACAAGUUUCAAGAGUGUACCGUCCUCACCAUCGCUCACAGGCUCAACACGAUCAUUGACUGUGACAGAAUACUGGUUCUGGAUGCUGGCAGGAUCCAGGAGUACGAUGAGCCAUAUGUGCUCCUGCAGAACCAGGAAGGGCUCUUUUACCAGAUGGUCCAACAGACAGGCAGAGCUGAGGCCGUCUCACUGCUGCACACAGCCAAACAGUGCCUCAGAAAGCAGGAAGAGACGCUGCAGAGAGGAGCUGUUAAAUUCACCCCCUAUAAAGACGAGAGCUUCUAACUGGCACCACGCCCGGACUAGAAGCUAACAGGUUCACACUGUGCGAGACUGGGAUAUCAGGAAAGGAUGUAAGAAAAUGAACAGAAAUAAUAUUUAAUUACUGAGUUCAAUUAAUAUAGUUAUUAAACUAAUCAAAAAUGCUUCUUUGGGCCAUUAUCAUAAUUUUAUAUGUGACCAGUAGUUUAUUUAUUUUUUAUUUUUUUCGAAACGAUGUUGUCCACUAUAUUUGUAGGAGCGUCAUCCCAACAGUCACGUCAGGCAGCAGCCUGUCCAAGUCCUCGGCACGUUCAGCUCUGCCUGCAGCCUCAGUGUUGGCUCCACUUUAGAUCGAUUUAUAAUUGACAUAUAAUAUUGCACUCCCUGCAUGUGGCCAAAUCUUAGCGUACCUGAAAACCAUUGACGUCACCGCCAGUGCUUUCUAGAGAGUUUUAUUACAAACUUUUGAUGUAAAUAAAGACCUUCCUCCUUUUGGUGAGGAAACAAUGUUGGAAGGACCUAAAGUGUUUUUGCAAAACAAAAUUCCCUGAAAAAUGAGAGUCGGAAUGAAGAGCACAUUAUAGCCUUUAUCUGUUUGGAAUCUUUGUUCUAGAGAGCAUACAUCACCUCCAGAGAGUAACCGAUAGGUCUGACCAUUCACUGCUGGGAUAGACGCACAAUAGCCGUAGAUAUCUGCGGCACAGAUUACAUUAUACUCAUUUCAAAAGCAGUCACAGUCAAGUAUGCUCCGCAGAAAGAAAGCCAUGCUUUUAAUGCCAGCCAAUGAUUACAGGUGAGAGAUGUAACUGAUAGUUGGCCCAUUAUUGUUGGGAGAUUUGGUGUGCUUGACCCCCUGAAGCAUUCUGCUGCCAAGGGAAUUUCAAACAAACCCAGGACUUGGAGGAAAGGAAUGUUAUGAUUGCUUUCAGUGACACUGAUACAACACUGUCACGCCGCUGACUGCAGACGAGGGGAAGAGAAGCCUCACUGUGGCAGAGCGGACCGGAGCGCCGCAACAACACUUAGCGGCAGGCAUUUCAUUAACCUGUCAGAGACGAGGCGCUGCAUUGUCUGUGAUUGCCACAUCACCUUACACUCAUCCCGCCGCUUAUACAUUUGACCUCCAUUAGCCCACCAGCUGUGUUUCACAUUUUAUUUAAUGAACUCCAGUCAUGAGGUAAUUUCUUGAGUGCAGCACCACUCCUCCGAGCGCCUUUUCCCUUUCUGCUUCUUUUUCCACACCCAAGUGGUGGCGUUGACUCGUGUUGCUCCUGGGCUGAUAUUUUCAUUAAAGCCAUUCUUAUCAAAUAAUGAAAUGAAGAAUCUGUUUCUAGCCCAGUGCUAUUACCUCCCACAAAUCAAAAGGUUCCCCGUGUAAUGUCUUGCCUCCCAUGCCAGGUAAUUAGGUAGCUUUGUCCUACAUACUAAUGCUGCUUUCAUGAGAAUAAUCUGAGACAAUAAACCUGUCUUUAUUGUGUGCUUUCAUGAAGCCCUCUUAAUUAAUAUCAGCAAACACAAACCAAAGUUAAUUGAAAUUUGAACAUCCCAUCUCCGCAGUUUACAAUAACGCAAUCGCUGGUGUUUUGUUGCCGCCGUUGAAUUGCUAUAAUGGCGGGUAUCAUAUCUCUAUUUAGUAUUGCAUUGAUCGCUCUCCGAAGCUGCAGCAGAAAUAUAAAAGAAAGAAAUGUCUUAACUAUGAGUAAACACUGGAGGCGACACAUGCAACCCUGGCAUUGAUUCAGACUCACACAUUAAUAUUCACACUCUUGCACAUAAUCAAAGCAAGGUGUGCAUGAUUUGUUUUCAUUGAUUAAGUGACAUUUUCCCCGCUUCUCUCGCCGUGGUUAUUAAUAUAGUUUGCAUUGAUAUUAUUCCUGCAUUAACAACAAUUUCACCACGUGAGGGAGAUUACAGGUCUGAUGCAAAAAAAAAAAAGCAGCGGCGGAUAGCUUUAAUCAGGCCGCUCCAUUUGAUGCAAAAUCUUUACGACUUUAAUCAAUCUUUAUGGACGAGCUUUUCAGACUCUUGUAGCAACUUUGAAUAGCGUACUUUUAAAGAGGCUGUGCCCUCCUGUCAGAUACCUGAUAUGCUUUGCAAAUUACAAAUCCUUCUAAGAAUAUGAAUUAGGUCGCGCUACCUGAGUGCUCCUUCCAUUCAGGGUAGGGACAUUCCAGGUUUCACUUUUUACAUGAACUCCUAGCAGCAGCUAACGUAAUGAGGCCAACAAUGCCCGCUAGCAUGGAAGCAUAAUAUAAAGAACCCCUAACAAAGCCGAAUCUGGCAUGCUACUAUUUCAGUAAAGUCUUUUUUUUAUUAUUGUCAGAUGUCUUUUGCCAUAUUGGCCCAUGAGCAAAAAUAACUAUAGAAAAUAAUAAAUAAAUAGAUAAACAGUGGGUUGUCUUCACAGCAGUGACAUCUCGAAGCCAAGAACAUUUCUGAAGUUAACCGUGUUUCUGUUCUGGUGCUGUUGGUCACAGUCUGUCACGCGUCAUUUGCAUCUGUGCGUCCCAUUAAGAAAUAUGACAUAUUUCUAAGAUCAGGCUCCUAGCACUAUAACCACCCACCAUGGCAAUUAGCUGUCUACUGAGCUAACAGGCGUAACACACAUGCCUGACGCAAGUGACUCUCCUAAAUGCAUCACUGUUUCCCCUGUGGUUCCACUGGGAACACAGAGGACAUGAGCACAACUGAAUCAGUUCUACUGUUCUUUAACGUAACGCUGGACCAGACCCUUAAAAAAAAUAAAGAGUUCUAAGUGGGGAACAACCGACAUUCACCGUAGUAGAAAUGAUAGAAUGUUGUUCUUUGUUUUUUGUUUUUUUCUAUGUGGUUAACAACCUUUUUAGGCUUGGGUGUAUGUGUGAUUUUGAUAUGACAAACUUCUGGCGAUCACUGGAAAAAAAUGUUUUCUUAGUUUUUGAUCAUAACAGUGAUACAGAUACAGAAUAGACAGAUUAUGAGCCUCAUGUUGAUAUUGUUUUUGUCAGGAUUAGACUCUGUUUGUUGAAUAAUCCUUUGCUAAUCUAAUUUUAUUAUAUAUAAAAUAAUAAGAUAAUUGAGAAGUUAAAUUACAUUUUUUCUAGUAACCAGAAGAGGUUUUAUGUUGACAGAAAAAAAAGAACACCAUCUCAUUACAAGCCUCCAAUAAUGGCUGUUGAACAUCACUGACGUGGGUGUAAAUUUCAUCAUAGAUGUGAUUUCAUUACAGGCUGUGAAAUGAAGGCUUUUAUCCAAUCAUAUCGUCUGCAUAAAGAGAUAGAGAAAGUUAACGGUGAAUACAGAGGCUUUUUUUCCCCCACCAACAACAUGAUUGCCACCAAACUAGACUAUCUGUUCCCCUUAUUUCUAAAAAGCAUUGACCGUUGGGGCAUAGCCAAUAUGGCAGCUAAUCCAUUCUAGUGUCUAUACUGUGAGAUGCUUAUGGAGGCAUAUUUGCUUAGAGCAGCCAUGCAAAUUAUUACUUACUGCCCUGUAAGCUGAUAACACAAAUUAGAUACCCAUUAAAGUUGAACAAUGUAUAUAGAAUGAGGGGAGAUUGCAAGUGAUACCUGAAGGGGCUGCUUAAGUCACAUGGCGCUGAAAUAUGCCUCAUGCUUGAAAACUUCAAAAGUGCAGAGAGAUGUUUAUCCUCGGGAUUGGAAGAUGCAUAAUAGUAAUCUCAUAUGCACAGAGGCAGCUGCCAGGUGGAGGAGAGCACAGUGCAUGUUUAUGAAAAGAAAUCAUUACAGGCACCGGGGAGCACACCAUCAUGAAGCGGUGACACAGAACUUUUUUAUCAUUAACCCGGCGUUCACUACAGCUCUUAAAAGUUCAUGUGUGACUGUCAUUAGUCGAGCUGUGUCCACUUGAGCCAAUGAGUGUGUAAAUCUGAGGAUCUGACUUGAAUGGGAAAAACUUGGCUGUUAAUUGAUCAGAUUCUAUCUUCUGGUUUUGACCCAAGGUGGAGGUAAAACUGAUACAUUAGAUGGGAAACAUGAUGCACUGUUGGGGGAGGGUGGGGGGGGUUAAGGAUGCAUCACUGUUGUAUCAGAACAUGUUAGAAACAUAAAAACUUGGGUCUGUCAAAGUGGUUCUCAAAGUAGGGUUUCAGUCUGUGUACAGGGUACAUUCUACCUAUUACCAAACAACAAUAUAAACCCCCAAAUGUAUACCUUUAAUGUCUGCAGUACUGUUGUUUAUACUGAUUACGUACUUAAAAACCACAGUUUUAGAACUCUGUAGAAUCAGGAACGUCCAGUUAGACAUCAGUUCUUUAACUCCACAGGGCCUUUACGUUCACUGUGAUCUGUUCUUAUCAGAUGAGCCUCUCUAAUGCAGGUGCCAAACACUGCUCUGGGGCCAAAUCCAAAUGUCUGCAGCUUUUAAGAAGUGGAAGCACAGUGUUUGUUGUGAAGAGAGAGAGAGAGAGGAAACGCUCCAGGGCUGGUGUGGGCAGCCCGGCUAAUUCUAUAUAUAUGACUUGUCUGUGUCUGCCUCCGAGCCCCUUUCCCUUUCUGCUCCUCUGACUGCCUGAUAGUUAGGGAUUCAUCUUAACCCCCCCGCCUCUUUGUCUGACGGACUGUGGAGUCAGCAGUUAUUCUUCAACUGACAACUUUCAAUGCUUGGCGUUGAAAGAGAUGAAGCCGAAACACAAAGGCAAAUUAAGGGUACAAAAACACUGGCCAUUGUCCCAUUGUUGUGGGUCACAAAUCGUCAAGUAAAAGCCACACAGCGUGGUUGAAAUGUAUUCGCCUGCGUCCUUUGCACCCCCCCUCCGC